AUGUUGGUCGUCAGGUGUCAGCAGCAGCUGCAGAAGGACGGAGGCAGCAAGUGCUCAACAUGUCCAGUGCUAGCAGCAGUUUCAAACAAGAUUUACCUCCGCAGGGAGGAUAUGGUUCCAUUAAAUGGAUGAAGGAAGUUGCUAAACGAGGUCCCAGCGGAUUUUUCAAGUUUUCUACCUUUAUUGCUCUCUCUCUGGCUGGUUACACUGUAUGGACUUUCCAAGCUAAACACUGGAAACGUUACAGGCUUGAGAUGCAGGAUGCCAGGAAUGCUGUAGAACCUCUAUUUCUAGCUGAAGUUGAUAGAAUGUAUUUAAGAAGACUGAGAGACAACCGCCAGGAAGAGAAAGAACUCAUGAAAGAUGUUCCAAACUGGAAAGUUGGCACUUUGAAUGGUGAACCUAUUUUCCACAAUCUCCGAGAUAGAUUCAUCGAGCCGUCGUUAAAAGAAUAUUUGGCUCACAUUGGCAAGCACGACAUGUAUGACAUAAUGUUUGAAAGAAGGAAACAUUAAAGUAGUUGACUGUUUUUUGUAUAGUUUAAAUACAACAAUAAAUAUUACAAACCUUG
Messenger RNA from Octopus bimaculoides (California two-spot octopus), 571 nucleotides. Its product is annotated as NADH dehydrogenase [ubiquinone] 1 alpha subcomplex subunit 13. Gene Ontology annotation, cellular component: respiratory chain complex I. Lineage: Eukaryota; Metazoa; Mollusca; Cephalopoda; Octopoda; Octopodidae. The record is from RefSeq and is a predicted model, not a curated record.